GUGAGCUUCUUAACAAGUUCUGACCUACGAACCCGAGUUCUCCAGUUUGUAGAAGACCGGAUUCAGACAACCAUGAUAACCGGGAUAGCCAUCGGCGCCGCGGUGGCCUUGUCGCUGAUUGGGAUCGUGGUGUAUUUUGUGUACAAGAAGGUGAAGGAAUCGAGUAACAACUCUGCCAAACUCUCUGGUCGGCAACGUGGUGCCUCGUCAGCGGAUGCGGAAAAGGGCCAAGGUGUUGAGCCUGGCAAAGAG
Molecule: messenger RNA, 252 nt
Organism: Thamnophis sirtalis
Lineage: Eukaryota; Metazoa; Chordata; Lepidosauria; Squamata; Natricidae
Source: RefSeq, a predicted model, not a curated record